Molecule: messenger RNA, 963 nt
Organism: Aureobasidium subglaciale EXF-2481
Lineage: Eukaryota; Fungi; Ascomycota; Dothideomycetes; Dothideales; Saccotheciaceae
Exons: 3
Coding region: 43-507 (154 amino acids)
Biological process (GO): translation; protein ubiquitination; modification-dependent protein catabolic process
Cellular component (GO): cytoplasm; nucleus; ribosome
Molecular function (GO): protein tag activity; ubiquitin protein ligase binding; structural constituent of ribosome
Source: RefSeq, a predicted model, not a curated record
CACCGACUUAGGACGACACGAACUUCCGCUGUCUAGGUCGCCAUGCAGAUUUUCGUGAAGACCCUCACGGGCAAGACUAUCACCCUUGAGGUGGAGUCAUCCGACACCAUUGACAAUGUCAAGUCCAAGAUCCAGGACAAGGAGGGCAUUCCCCCAGACCAACAGCGCUUGAUCUUCGCCGGCAAGCAGCUCGAGGAUGGCCGCACCCUUUCCGACUACAACAUCCAGAAGGAGUCGACUCUUCACCUCGUCCUCCGCCUCCGUGGUGGUGGUAAGAAGCGCAAGAAGAAGGUCUACACCACCCCCAAGAAGAUCAAGCACAAGCGCAAGAAGACCAAGCUCGCUGUCCUCAAGUACUACAAGGUCGACGGUGACGGCAAGAUUGAGCGCCUGCGUCGCGAGUGCCCCUCUGACACCUGCGGUGCCGGUAUCUUCAUGGCUGCCAUGCACAACCGCCAGUACUGCGGUCGCUGCCACCUCACCUACGUCUUCGACGACCCCAAGUAAAUGUGUCGCGAAGACGGGUGUUGAUGACUAUUGUUGUUCAUCUUCGCUAGCUAUCUACUCUAGUGUGUUGCAAUAAAGUCGUUGUCCCGAUCACCAUACUCUUUUGCCGCGUAUCUAUAUUCUGUGACAUGUCUCGUGCUCUUGUGCGCACUCCAGCAAUGUUCUGUAUCACUAUGAGUAGGCCAAGUUUUGAAACAACAUUAACAAUAAAGGUGUCUACAUGGCUUUUCCUUUGCUCCUCACGUCCGUCCCAAUGCAUGUCGUUCGUGUGCGAUUGUUCUCUGCCACGUCUUCUUCCCGCUUGUUCAGUCGAACCUCGCUCACGGAGUGGGUGCUUGACCCCACAGGAUCGAGUUGAGUACGCUGUACGGCGAGUACUCCUCAUCCACCAGCGUGCUUGUGUUCGAAGGAAAGACGCUCGAGUGAUCGACUCCAGCCAUGCCAGGACUGUCACUA